AUGCUGGGCAAGGACUACAUGCUGGCCAUAAUUCUGGUCAACUGCGACGAUGACUUGUGGGGGGACCAGAGUCUGGAGGGAGAGCCCGGCCUGCCCCCUGGCUGGAGAAAGAUUCACGAUGCUGCAGGUACUUACUAUUGGCACGUACCAAGCGGCAGCACCCAGUGGCAGCGCCCAACCUGGGAGCCAGGCGAUGCAGAGGACCCAGGCACGAGCUCGGAAGGGAUUUGGGGACUUCGGCCGCCCAAGGGGAGAUCCUUCUCCAGCCUGGAGAGCUCACUGGACCGGAGCAACUCUCUGUCCUGGUAUGGUGAGGAAUCCUACAUCCAGAGCAUGGAACCAGGGGCUAAGUGCUUUGCAGUCCGCUCUCUGGGCUGGGUAGAGGUACCCGAAGAGGACCUGGUGCCAGGGAAGAGCAGUAUUGCAGUCAGUAACUGCAUCCAGCAGCUGGCCCAGACCCGCAGCCGGAGCCAGCCCCCAGCCGGUGCCUGGGGCGAGGGCCAGAACAUGCUAAUGAUCCUGAAGAAGGAUGCCAUGAGCCUGGUGAAUCCCCUGGACCACAGCCUGAUCCACUGCCAGCCCCUGGUGCACAUCCGUGUGUGGGGUGUGGGCAGCUCCAAGGGCCGGGACUUCGCUUUUGUGGCGGGCGACAAAGACAGCUGUAUGCUCAAGUGCCACGUGUUUCGCUGUGAUGUCCCUGCCAAGGCCAUUGCCAGUGCCCUACAUGGGCUCUGUGCUCAGAUCUUGUCAGAGCGAGUAGGGGUCAGUGGUGAUUCCCCUUGCUGCUCGCUAGACACCAUCUCCCCUGAAGAUCUGCCGAGGCAAGCGGAGCUGCUGGAUGCGGUGAGCCAAGCUGCUCAGAAGUACCAGGCACUGUAUAUGGGGACCCUGCCGGUCACCAAAGCCAUGGGAAUGGAUGUGCUGAACGAGGCCAUUGGCGUCCUCACCACCCGCGGGGACCGGGACGCCUGGGUCCUCGCCACGCUCAGUGUGUCUGACUCCCUCAUGACUGCACAUCCUGUUCAGGCGGAGGCUGAUGCGGAGGAGGAGCCGCUAUGGCAGUGCCCAGUGCGCCUCGUGACCUUUAUUGGUGUCGGCCGCGACCCACACACUUUUGGCCUCAUUGCUGACCUGGGCCGUCAGAGCUUCCAGUGCGCGGCCUUCUGGUGCCAGCCCCAUGCGGGGGGACUCUCCGAAGCUGUGCAGGCUGCUUGCAUGGUUCAGUACCAGAAGUGUCUUGUGGCUUCUGCAUCUCGAGGCAAGGUCUGGAGUGCCCAGGCCCGUGCCCGCCUGCGACUCAAGCGGACCAGCUCUGUGGACUCCCCAGGAGGUCCCCUGCCUCUCCCCCUACUCAAAGGAGGGGCUGGAGGUGCAGGGGCUGCCCCUCGAAAGCGGGGCAUCUUCUCUUUUCUCGAUGCCUUUCGACUGAAACCCUCUCUGCUCCACAUGUCCUAA
Molecule: messenger RNA, 1455 nt
Organism: Pipistrellus nathusii (Nathusius's pipistrelle)
Lineage: Eukaryota; Metazoa; Chordata; Mammalia; Chiroptera; Vespertilionidae
Source: the annotation of a GenBank genome assembly